Messenger RNA from Colossoma macropomum (tambaqui), 1704 nucleotides. It is a transcript of the gene arsia, whose product is annotated as arylsulfatase family, member Ia. Bases 1 to 1704 code for a protein of 567 amino acids. The record is from RefSeq and is a predicted model, not a curated record. Lineage: Eukaryota; Metazoa; Chordata; Actinopteri; Characiformes; Serrasalmidae. The transcript has 2 exons.
AUGGCCCUGUCGCCGCUCACGGGUCUGUCCGUGAUGAGUCUGCUCAGUGUGGGCUACCUGUCCUGGGACUGGACGAGCCCCAACCAGGUUGAGAACGAGCCCGGGGCCGCCGUGCCCGGACACCGAGCCCCUCACAUCAUCUUCAUCAUGACGGACGACCUGGGCUUCAACGACAUCGGCUACCACAACCCAGACAUCCGCACACCCACGCUGGACAAGCUGGCCGCCGAGGGGGUCAAGCUGGAGAAUUACUACGUGCAGCCCAUCUGCACCCCGUCCCGCAGUCAGCUGCUCACGGGCAGGUAUCAGAUUCACACUGGCCUCCAGCAUUCCAUCAUCCGGCCCCGUCAGCCUAACUGCCUGCCUUUUGACCUGGUCACUCUGCCGCAGCGCCUCCAGGAAGCUGGCUACUCUACCCACAUGGUGGGAAAAUGGCAUCUGGGCUUUUACAAGCGGGACUGCGUCCCCACUCGCCGGGGCUUCCACACCUACUUUGGCUCUCUGACGGGGAGCGUGGACUACUACACUUAUGACUCCUGCGACGGCCCGGGCAUGUGCGGGUAUGAUCUCCACGAAGGGGAGGCAGUGGCGUGGGGACAUAGGGGUAAAUAUUCCACUCACCUUUACACCCGUAGAGUACGCAAGAUCCUAGCAUCGCACGACCCGUCAGCACGGCCUCUCUUUAUUUUCCUGUCCUUCCAGGCUGUGCACACUCCUUUGCAGUCUCCCAAGGAGUACAUCUACCCUUACCGUGGAAUGGGGAACGUUCUGCGCCGCAAAUAUGCCGGCAUGGUAUCGGCUGUAGAUGAGGCAGUGCGGAAUGUGACUUAUGCACUAAGGAAGUACGGCUACUAUCGCAACAGUGUAAUCAUCUUCUCCACAGAUAACGGAGGCCAGCCACUCUUUGGCGGGAGCAACUGGCCUCUCAGAGGCAGGAAAGGGACAUAUUGGGAAGGAGGUGUCCGUGGAGUGGGCUUUGUCCACAGUCCACUUCUGAGGCAACGAAGGAAGGUCAGCAAGGCGCUGGUCCACAUCACCGACUGGUACCCGACACUGGUUGGCCUGGCAGGGGGCAAUGUGUCUUGGACCCAGGGGCUGGACGGAUACAACAUGUGGGAGACUAUCAGUGAGGGCAAGGAGUCUCCCCGCCUUGAGAUCUUGCACAACAUUGACCCGCUCUACGUCCAGGCACGGCACGGCUCCCUCCGGGCUGGGUUCGGCAUCUGGAACACAGCCGUGCAGGCGUCAGUUCGGGUGGGAGACUGGAAGCUUUUGACCGGGGAGCCGGGAUAUGGGGACUGGACUCCUCCACAGAUGCUGGGAAACUUUCCAGGAGGCUGGUGGGACUUGGAGCGCCACACAGAGCCGCGCAAAUCCGUGUGGCUAUUCAAUGUUAGCGGAGAUCCGUACGAGCGGUACGACGUGGCGGAGAAAAGGCCGGACGUGGUGAAGCAGCUGCUGGCCAGGCUGGCCUUUUAUAACCGCACAGCUGUGCCCGUGCGCUACCCGGCCGAAGACCCCAGGGCUGAUCCCAGCCUGAAUGGGGGCGCCUGGAGGCCUUGGGCUGGGGAUGAGGAAGCAGACUGCUGGAACCGAGUUUAUCCCAGGAGGAACAAAGACAAGAAGGACAAGAAGAAGAAGUUCAGCAAAAUGAGGUCAUUUUUUAGGAAACUGAACACAAGGAUGAUGUCCAAUAGAAUAUGA